This is a messenger RNA of Cydia fagiglandana, 3048 nucleotides long. It is a transcript of the gene SRPK, whose product is annotated as SRSF protein kinase 2. The transcript has a single exon. NCBI's taxonomy places the organism in Eukaryota, Metazoa, Arthropoda, Insecta, Lepidoptera, Tortricidae. Gene Ontology annotation, cellular component: nucleus; cytoplasm. Bases 127 to 2052 code for a protein of 641 amino acids. Gene Ontology annotation, biological process: peptidyl-serine phosphorylation; spliceosomal complex assembly; regulation of mRNA processing. Gene Ontology annotation, molecular function: protein serine/threonine kinase activity; ATP binding. The record is from RefSeq and is a predicted model, not a curated record.
UGAAUGGGUUUCGUGUUCGAGCGCAUUUUGUUCUACGACCGGCCGCCAUACUCAAACAAAAAGAUUGAGAUGAAAAGAUAAAAUUUAUAUUUAUCGGGCGUUAUCGAAAGUGUUUUAAUUUACUAAAUGAGUUCUAAAUCAGAUGUAAAUAGAAGGGUACUCGCCAUUCAGGCGAAAAAGAAGCGGCAUAAAUUAGGAAAAAAGAAAAAUCGCGAGGAAGAGCACGGUGGUGGAGGACAAGGAAACGGGCUGCGCAACCAGAAUCAGAAUCGACUGGAGCCCACGCACAGCUCUUCCAACGAGACGAUUGAAGAAGACGAGGACGAGCAGUACGACAGCGAGGACGAGGAACAGGAGGACAGCGCCGACUACUGCAAGGGUGGAUACCAUCCUGUCAAAAUCGGAGACUUGUUUCUUAACCGCUACCACGUUACAAGAAAAUUAGGCUGGGGCCACUUCUCGACGGUAUGGCUCUGUUGGGAUCUUAUCGACAAACGGUUUGUAGCGUUAAAAGUUGUGAAAUCCGCGCCCCACUUUACAGAAACUGCCCUAGACGAAAUUAAAAUAUUAAAGUCCGUUCGCGACAGCGAUCCCUCGGAUCCUAAGCGGAACAAGACCGUACAGCUGCUCAACGACUUCAAGAUCACUGGAGUCAAUGGCACCCAUGUGUGUAUGGUGUUUGAGGUCCUAGGCCACCACUUACUGAAGCUUAUCCUGAAGUCCAAUUAUAGAGGCAUCCCUCGAGAUAAUGUGAAGACAAUUAUACGCCAAGUGCUAGAAGGCUUGGAUUAUCUCCAUACUAAGUGCAAGAUAAUUCAUACAGAUAUAAAACCUGAAAAUGUGUUAGUGUGUGUGGAUGAGACAUACAUUCGCAAGCUAGCAGCUGAAGCUACUGAGCUACAUUCCUUGGGCUUGAGAUUGCCCCAUUCGCUGAUAAGCACUGCACCAAAGGAAUUCCAAGAACAAGUAGUGACCGGUAAGAUGAGUAGGAAUAAAAAGAAAAAAUUAAAAAAGAAGGCUAAGCGCCAAUCCAUGCUGCUUAAGAAACAAAUGGAACAAAUAGAAGAGAUGGAAGAGCAGAAAAAGGUUGAAGUCAGUGACUCAGCGCCGAUGUCUCAGGAUAAUGAUGAUUCACCCCAGACACCCGAGGAAGCCAGUGUCAUUGACACAACCCGCUCAGAAACUGACUCCAACUUAAAUGAACCUAACCUUAACGGCUGCAAUGACUAUGAAAAAGUGGAUGAUGAGGCAUUCGAUACUGAUGCUGAUGCAGUGCAGGUGAGAAGUAAGACCGGUUGCGGCGAUGACGUUGGCACCCCAAUGUCGGAAGGCGACAUGACUGAUACCCCUCCUUCAUUUAACUCAGAGUCCACUAAGGGUAAGUCUUUGGAAAAACAACCUGACCCAGCCUUUGAUAUUUGUGAUCUGGAAGUCAAGAUUGCUGAUCUUGGAAAUGCUUGCUGGGUUCACCGCCAUUUCACAGAAGACAUUCAAACACGGCAAUAUCGCUCCCUUGAAGUACUGCUUAGUGCGGGGUAUGGAACAUCUGCAGAUAUUUGGAGCACUGCCUGUAUGGCCUUUGAACUGGCAACUGGAGACUAUUUAUUUGAGCCUCAUUCAGGCGAUGGCUACAGCAGAGAUGAAGACCAUCUGGCACACAUCAUUGAGUUGCUUGGAGACAUUCCUAAGCGUAUUGCUGCUUCCGGGAAGUAUUCUAAAGUAUUCUUCAAUAAGAAAGGAGAGCUGAGGAAUAUAACAGGUUUGAAGCCAUGGGGUCUAGUGUCUGUCCUCACAGAGAAGUAUGAAUGGAGCCACACUGAUGCAGAGGAGUUUGCUGACUUUUUAAAGCCCAUGUUAGAUUUUGAUCCAAAUCGGCGCGCCACUGCAUAUGAGUGCCUUCAACACCCUUGGCUGAAAAUAGCAAAUUCAGAGCAGAAAGAAAAAAAGGAAAAGAAAGAGAAAGAGUCAUCUGUUAACUCUACUCCAAACACAGAAGAGCUGUCGCAGACUGAUAAACCAGCAAAGAGGAGGGCCAAGAAAGUGUAUACAUAGCCCAGAUAAUAACAUGCCAGAGUGCAUACUUUUUGUUUCUUUGGUAUUAUGUUGUAUAACUUCAUUGUAUACACUCAUUUUGCUCGCUCUCUGUAACUCGAGUGAAUCCCUGAGGUUCAUUAAAUCAGUAGUGUUGACUUACAAGUAUUCAGUGUUUUAAUAUCAAAGUUUAUUUAUAGAUUUGUUUGUGAAUAAUUUAAUUUGUAACUUCAUUGUUUAAUAGCAAUCCUUAAUUUGUAAAACAAAAUUGUAUCCAUCUAUUGAGAUAAUGCUGAGACACAAGUCCCCCGCGAGUGGCUAUGUAUAUAAUACAGGUUACUUAUUAGUGGUGACAUGUCUGAACAAAAUCAUUGGCAUUAUUGAAUUGAAUAUUGAAUAACAUGAAUUACCCAAACUGUACAGAUAGCUUUAGGAAAAAUUGUGAUGUAUGACAUGUAGACAAUAUAGGUUUUGUCACAUAAAUCUUAGGAAUUUAUUAGUUGACAUAGUUCAGCACCUAAAUCCACCUAGAAAUUGAGGAGUGUAAUGUGAAGUCAUGCAUGCAUACUGUAGCCCAGGAGUUCCCAACCUGUGAGUUCUCUCCCCUUAAGAGCAUAAAAGCAAAUUGAGUGUAAGAGGCAUAUAGAAACAGCCUUUCACCAAUGGGAGCCAAACGCUAAAAAGGUUGGGAACCCCUGCUGUAGCCUGUCAGGUAGUAUGUUCACGUAAUAGUCUAAGUUUGUGUUUUAUCACUAUCACAAUAGAAAUCUCAUAAUAUAAACUUUAGGAAUAAGACAGUAUUUGUAAAGCCACACCUCCGAGACUGCCUUUUUUAUAUUUUGAUGAGUCAUCUAAAUUUAACAUUGGCUGGAGUGCAGAUAUUCGGGAGGAUGUAUAAUAUGGUGUCCUCUGAUCCAGCUUCUAGUUAUUAUUUAUCAUAGAUCCCAAUUUACAUGACCAUUUGUAUUAAUUAUAUCUGCAAAUUUACAUAAAUAAAAUGUCAAAACGAGCUUGUUA